AUGUUUUCGAGUUGUGCAUCUGCACAGAUGCUAACGUGUGGCAGUCCAUGGCAGUGGAUGUGCAACAACGGUGAAUGCAUCGCACAAUACGAUUUGUGCAAUGGUAUUGCACAAUGCACCGAUGGAUCGGAUGAGUUCCGAUGCAACGAAAGGUGUGACAUUUAUGCUUCAUCAAAAAUCCAAAAAAACCUCAAACAACUUGGCCUUCUCAGCAAAUGUGUUGUAGAAAUUUUAAAGAUACAAACAAUGAAUAUCACUGGCUAG
This is a messenger RNA of Gongylonema pulchrum, 264 nucleotides long. Lineage: Eukaryota; Metazoa; Nematoda; Chromadorea; Rhabditida; Gongylonematidae. The record is from the annotation of a GenBank genome assembly.